AGCAGGAAAGAAAAAGCAAUAAACGAUGCGUAGUCAGGCUGCUUCUCUUUGGUUGAAUUGUGAAGGACUGUUAGGCAUCUUCCCUUGCAUGAGAAAGUCAAUAUUUUAAUACAUUUUAAUACAUGGAGGAUGAUUUAGCUGUUUCUCAAACCCCACAAAGCUACUUUUCUCCACCAACUCCUAGCGUAAGAUGGAUGAGAAUAAUGAGGAAACACAGCAACCUUUGCUCACCACUAACACCACCAGCUACUAUGAGAAUUGCCCAGGUUGCCAGAUUGACCUCUUCAAAGAGACCAAUCCUCGCAUCCCUUUCAAGCUUUUAUUCUAUGUUUGGAUUAUUGUGCUUUGCGCAGCUUUGCCUAUAUCUUCUCUUUUUCCUUUCCUCUAUUUUAUGCUCUUGAACAUUCACUCUCUGCAGAUAAGGGACUUCCAUAUUGCAAAAAGAGAGGAAGACAUUGGCUACUAUGCUGGUUAUGUGGGAUCUGCAUAUAUGUUUGGAAGAGCUUUGACUUCUGUACUCUGGGGAGUGAUUGCUGAUCGAUAUGGUCGAAAGCCUGUCAUAAUAUUUGGCAUGAUAACAUUGAUUAUUUUCAAUACCCUAUUUGGGCUCAGUACAAGCUUUUGGAUGGCAAUUUCUACAAGGUUUCUUCUUGGAAGUUUGUGUGGCAUACUUGGUCCGAUGAGGGCAUAUGCAUCAGAAGUUUGCCGAAAAGAAUAUCAAGCUUUGGGAAUGUCAAUUAUAAGCACAUCAUGGGGCAUUGGAUUAGUCAUGGGUCCAGCUCUUGGAGGUUUUCUUGCGCAGCCUGCAGAGAAAUAUGAAAACGUUUUUCCUAAAGAUUCUCUUUUUGGGAGGUUUCCAUACUUUUUACCUUGCCUUUUGAUAUCAAUCUUUGGAUUGGGUGUAUUUGUCCUUUCUUUUUCGCUUCCGGAAACAUUGCACAACCAUAAAGGAAAUGAUGAAGAAUGCCAUGAUUCAUAUGAUAAGCCAGAAAUGAAUGAAGGAAAAAGCCUAGUUUCUGAAGAAAGCCUGCUGAAAAAUUGGCCCUUAAUGUCAUCCAUUAUCGUGUAUUGUGUGUUCCAACUUCAUGACAUGGCCUAUGCAGAGAUUUUCUCAUUAUGGGCAGUUAGUCCUAGGAAGAAUGGCGGAUUGAGCUAUUCCACAGCAGAUGUUGGUGAAGUUCUUGCAAUCUCAGGCUUUGGACUGCUACUCUUUCAACUAUUUUUAUACCCACUGGUGGAAAGAAAUUUGGGACCAGUCAUGGUAUCUCGCAUAGGAGCAGUCCUGACUGUGCCAUUGCUGGCUAGCUACCCUUUUAUAGCUUUGCUAAAAGGCCUCGGCCUCACCCUACUGAUUGACUGUGCAUCUGUGCUGAAGAAUGUGCUCUGUGUGCAUUUGGCCAUAAUUUAUCUCCAAUCCACUUUUUAUAAAUCAAAUGCUAUGAUUGAGAGGAAAAAGGAAAGAAAGAAGAAAGUUACAACAUUAUUAGCCAAGGGACAAUCCAAUAAAGUCACAUUAAAAACCCACAAUAAUUAAUGAAUGGAAAAAUUAUUGUAAAAAAUAACGAAUAUAAUAAAUAUGUUUUCCAUCUUGGUAUUUAAUCUGUAAAAUAAUUCUGUGAUAUCCCUAUUAUUUCAGUGGAAUUCUGGCUAUAUGCACUGGAUGAGAAAUUAUUAAUUUGUUUAACCAUCAGAUUUAAAAAAAAUUAAUGUUCAAGCACUCAAAUAGAAAUUGGGUAGAACUUUAACCAAUAUUUCUAUUGAUAUCCUUUUUAAACAUUUUAUUUUCCACUUCAUAUAAAUAACUAAAUGUUCACUAAAAAAAUGGAACUAAAUAAAUUUAGACUAGUCAAUUGAAUGAAGAAAAUAUUGAUGUGAUAUACAUCUUGCAUUGCCCUAAGAAAAACAACAUUUGUUUGCCAUUAAUUGAGAAGAGUUUCCUCAAGAUCUGGAGCAUUCUAUCUUGGUUGGGGUUUCUGACAUCAAUAUCCCCUUCACUUUUUUUUUUUUUGAGUUUUUCAGCAUCGAAGGAGUUGGAUAA
Hevea brasiliensis (rubber tree) is the source of this 2038-nucleotide messenger RNA. Its product is annotated as protein ZINC INDUCED FACILITATOR-LIKE 1. The record is from RefSeq and is a predicted model, not a curated record. Gene Ontology annotation, biological process: transmembrane transport. The transcript has 14 exons. Bases 191 to 1534 code for a protein of 447 amino acids. Gene Ontology annotation, molecular function: transmembrane transporter activity. NCBI's taxonomy places the organism in Eukaryota, Viridiplantae, Streptophyta, Magnoliopsida, Malpighiales, Euphorbiaceae.